AUGACAGCGCCCGGAAAGGCGGCUGCUUUGCGGCCCCCGCACCCGCAGAAGGGCGGCGGGAGUGGCGCCGCCACCGGCAGCGUGCUGGGCCACGUCUCGUCAGCGGGCCUGCACGCCACCCACACCCUGCACGGCACCACCAUGCACCGCCGGGCCAGCAGCACGCAGCUGCCGGCCGCUGUCGAGGACGAAGUCAAGGUGCUGGAGGAGUGGGGCAAGAAGGAGGCCGUGCGGUGCGAUGAGGGGGACCCCGACCUGGAGUUUUGCGAGCUGCCGGGCAUCAUCAACACGCCGCCGGCAGAGCGCAGCGUGGCGGCCGAGGCGUGGAGCCGCGGGCGGUGGCUGCUGGGCCUGCUGGUGCUGCAGUCGAUGUCCUCCUUCGUGCUGGACAGCUACCAGGACCUGCUGAAGGAGCACCUGGUGGUCACCCUGUUCCUCACCAUGCUGGUGGGUGCGGGGGGCAACGCGGGCAACCAGUCUGCCAUCAAGAUCAUCCGCGGCCUGGCCACCGGCAGCCUGAAGCCCACAGCAGCGGGCAUCCGCCGCGCAAUGCAGCAGCAGCUGGCGGUGGGGCUCAUGCUGGGGCUGGGCCUGGCGGCGGGCGGCUGGGUGCGCGUCUACAUCACCAAUGGCGACCCGCUCAACGCAACCGCCAUCUCCAUCUCGCUCUUCCUCAUUGUGCUGUGCUCCGUACUGGCGGGCACUGGGCUGCCCUUUGCGCUGGCACGGGCGGGCGUGGAUCCGGCCAAUGCGGGGACAAGCAUACAGGUUGUGAUGGAUGUUUCCGGGGUCUUCAUCACCUGUGCGGUGUGCCACGUUGUGCUGGACCAGCUGGCACAGGGCCUCAAGGUGGUGUCUUGA
Molecule: messenger RNA, 861 nt
Organism: Chlorella variabilis
Lineage: Eukaryota; Viridiplantae; Chlorophyta; Trebouxiophyceae; Chlorellales; Chlorellaceae
Exons: 4
Coding region: 1-861 (286 amino acids)
Biological process (GO): monoatomic cation transport
Molecular function (GO): monoatomic cation transmembrane transporter activity
Source: RefSeq, a predicted model, not a curated record